CUGUCGGUGCUGGUGGAGGCCAUGACAAGACUGCUGAAAAAGCGGCCAGAGACUUUCCUGAUCAACCCCAGGGAGGCGAUGGAGCGGAGCAAGGCCUGCUACAAGAUGGGCGAUGUUGUGCCGAAGUGGCAGGACGGGGAGAGACUUGCCAGGCACAUAAGGAAGGUUGAAAUGGAUGGUUUGACUGGACACAUCCUGUUUGACGAUGUUGGAAAACGUCGUGAGUUUGGCGUAGAUGUGGUGGAAAUGACCAUGCACAGCGAAACAGUCAAGAUUGGUGGAUGGAAAGAUGGCGUGGGGUUCACAGCAGUUCCUGCCAAGUACAAGAAAGUUCAGGCAAACAACACAUUAGCUGCUGAUAAAAUCUACAUUGUCACCUCAAUUUUGGUUGAAAUGGAUGGUUUGACUGGACACAUCCUGUUUGAUGAUGUUGGAAAACGUCGUGAGUUUGGCGUAGAUGUGGUGGAAAUGACCAUGCACAGCGAAACAGUCAAGAUUGGUGGAUGGAAAGAUGGCGUUGGGUUCACAGCAGUUCCUGCCAAGUACAAGAAAGUUCAGGCAAACAACACAUUAGCUGCUGAUAAAAUCUACAUUGUCACCUCAAUUUUGGUAAGAAAAGGCGGGUUCAUUACACCGCCGACUGAGUUUAUUACUCGCGUUUUCGCUGAACCCAGGAGCCGACGCGAAAUAAGGGAAUAUUGCCAGGGAUCAUCUCGGGAGCGGACAAAAGGCGGAGGAAGGUCUUGGACGGAGCCAUACCUCAUGCUGAAGAAGCCCGAAGACGGAGAGGUACUUGAAGGCAACGAUCGAUACGAAGGCUACUGCAAAGACCUCAUCGACCUCAUCGCUCACGAGGUGGAUUUUAAAUGGUAUUUGCUGAUGAACCCCGCUCUCUGUGUGAAUGUACUCUUGGUACCUGCAGCAUUCCUCUGGUGA
This is a messenger RNA of Notodromas monacha, 936 nucleotides long. NCBI's taxonomy places the organism in Eukaryota, Metazoa, Arthropoda, Ostracoda, Podocopida, Cyprididae. The record is from the annotation of a GenBank genome assembly.